Bipolaris victoriae FI3 is the source of this 2820-nucleotide messenger RNA. RefSeq lists its product as hypothetical. The record is from RefSeq and is a predicted model, not a curated record. Bases 1 to 2820 code for a protein of 939 amino acids. The transcript is spliced from 2 exons. NCBI's taxonomy places the organism in Eukaryota, Fungi, Ascomycota, Dothideomycetes, Pleosporales, Pleosporaceae.
AUGGCCUCUCAUGGCAAGGUCCUCGACCUCUUCGAUGAUCGCUAUCUUAGGCUACAGGAUGUAGUUGGUAAUGUCGAACCACUUCCCAUGAUCAUACCAUAUGAAAGAUACACGCAAAAUCCUGUCGUCUACAGUAUGGAUACAAACCAUGCCAUCUUCCUCGCACUUCUACAAGACUUUACAGAACGCAAGGCAAGGGAGACGGGCAAAGAACUAUGGACUUGGUACGUGCAGUGGAAUGUGAAUCAAACUGCAGCUCGUCAGCUUUCGGUCAACCCGCACUCCCGGAAGAAGCCUCGUUUCGAUCAAGAACAGCCAAACCUGCCCACUGCGCAGCGAUCGCGACACAGCGCACCCCCAAUCACAGUCCGGCCCCGCAUCCUAGACCCAGAACUGAUGCACGAGGAAGACAUGUUGAGAAUCCUAGUCGAUAUCAUACAGGUGAACAGCGCUGUGGUGCCUAACUUUAUCGAAUUCUUAUACCGGUGGAUCGAUUACUACGAGGGAGAUGGGAGGGCGCUGAAAGCGGCAUUGCAUGGAGAGAUUCCGAGUUUGUGGGAUUUUGAGCAUCACCCACUCAUAGUCCCAGAGGACAUCAAGAAGAAAAUGAAGCAAGCAAGUGAAGAGACCAAAGAUGGAAAGAAUAAAGCAGGUGAUAAGACACCAACGCAUAAUAACACAGAAGAACUUACCCAAAACUCACCUACCAAGAAGAUGCGAAACAAACCAGAUCUAGCAACACUAGAGCGCAGGGCAGAAGAAAGUGAACGUCUACAAUACCGCGAAGUGCACUUUGGUAUCCAACCACCAAAGCUGGACGAACCUUUGCCGCCAUUGAUCAACAUUCCUCAAGAUUCGCAAAAACGUACAAAGUACUACGCUGCUUGCUUUAAGUCACGACAGCGCGCCUUUUACAUGCUCAUGGAAGCUGGAGUCACCCCGCAACAGAUAAGGGACUACAACCGAUGUCAGAAAGAAAAUGUUAAGGAUACUCGUUCAACUGGAGGAGAGGGUCUGAUGAACUACGAGAGAGAUGCACAAAUGGCGCAAAAAGUUUUUGAAGAGAAGGAACAGUACGCAAAGAAGCAGAGGGAAAUCGCUAUCAGUGACAGGCUGGCCGUCGAGGCUCGAGUUGCUGCAAAUAAUGCAACCUCUGAAGAAGCAUCGGGGGUUCCGCUGAUUCCUGCGACGCCGUCAUAUCCUCCUCGUCAGGAUAUGGCCGCACAGAUGUUGCGCAAGAUCCAGCAAGCCACAGACAAAACUGACCAAAAAAUCAACAUAGUCCCUGAGCCUUUGGUGGGCAUGAUGAAAAGUGAGCUCUUCGAACGAGCAAAGGAUAGAGAGACGGUAGCCAGGUACUUGGAGGAUGUUCUCUCGGGUCCAGCACAACGUCGUACCAUUGUCGGUGAAGAAGGGGGAUCUCAGACAAGUGCUUCGGAGGAUGAGAACAUGUCCAACAGCCAUGAAUCUAAUGACGAUGACGAUAGUGGCGACGCAAGCGACCGAUUGCGUAUGCCUUCUGGACCACUACCACCGCCUCCUCCCAGUCUUCCACAACUGAGCUUGCCGCAGUUAUACCCUCCCAACCCUGCCGUACAAACCAACCAAUCGUUUCUUCUUCCCCCAGAACAGCCGGAUGUACAUCAGCAGACACAUAGCCACCCUGAUUUCCCACACCUAAUUAAUCUCCCAUAUCUACCUACAUAUGAGCCCAGGCUACCUGCACCUCAUCAGCCCCAACGUCUCUCAUUACCAUAUCAGCCUCACGACCAGCAAUUAUAUGUACCUGCGCAGUAUCAUGCGCCUUCUUAUUCUGUUGAUCCGGCUUUACCAUUUCCAGUUCCACCACCCACAUUUGCACAGCAAUAUCACGACACAUACGCACCCGACCGUGGACAAUCAAAUGGAUCAUUUACACUCCCAAACCAACCCGUCUUCAAUGGUUCCAACAACGGCUUCAUGACAACUGGACAGCAACUACCCGCAAAUGUACACCCCUACCCUCCACCAACCUUUCUCCAACCCCUCCAACCAAGCAUCCACCGCACAGCACCGACCCCCCUAUCUUUCAUCCCCCCACCCUCCCCCAUGUCCACCCUCGCCCCCUCACUUCUUGUAACCUCCCCCUUCGCAACCAGCCACUCCGACCUCCCCAUCCAAAUCUACUUCCAGAAAAUCGUCUUCCCAGCCAACACGCUCGGCCCCGGCGGCGCCAAACUCGGCGACGGCGACGUCCCCGAAACCGAUGCGUUCCUACUCGGCCACGUACGUCCCGGCAGCGGCGAAAUCGUGCUGAGCAAAGCAAUCUUCUUGCCGGUGGGCGUGUGGAAGAAUGCUACUGCAAGGGUGCGAAAUGGGAAGUGUAAAGUGCUGGAGUCGUAUCCCAUGCCGGGGGGCGAUGUGGGGAGUUACCCAACGGGUGUAGCGCAUCGGGCGGCGUACGAGAAGGUGAAGGAGGCGUUUGGGUUUAUGAUUGCGGCGCCGGCGGAGCUUAGGGAGAGGGGGGUUACGAAGAGGUGGAGGGUAAGCAGGGGGCCGAUGACGGCGAGUGAGCGGGGUGCGGUGUGGGAGGGUUGGGGGGUCGAGGUUGAUAGGCAGGUCAAGAUGGGGAGGGAGGAGAGGGUAGGUGCGGUGGUGCUUGAUUCGCGUAUUGAUGGGGCGAAGACGCGUGAUUGGGAGGAGGAGAGGAGACAGAGGGAGAUGAAGGAGUGGUUCGUCGAGAGGGAUGAUGAGGAUGAUGAGGAUGAUGAGGAUGACGAGGAGGAGGUGGAGGAAGAUGUGAGGAUGGAAGAUUUUGUGACGUUUGGAGAUGAAGAGUGA